Perkinsus marinus ATCC 50983 is the source of this 330-nucleotide messenger RNA. RefSeq lists its product as hypothetical. Bases 1 to 330 code for a protein of 109 amino acids. NCBI's taxonomy places the organism in Eukaryota, Perkinsozoa, Perkinsida, Perkinsidae. The record is from RefSeq and is a predicted model, not a curated record. The transcript has 4 exons.
AUGAUCACAGCUGCGAGGAUCCCGGACAGGUUGUUCCCGGGAGAUAUAGAGAAGAUAUUCGCCUUCCAAGAGCUGAUAGGGAAUGUUGGUUUUGCCGUUGGCCCGACUAUCGGUGCUGGCCUAUUCCAAGUGGGUGGCUUCCACACCUCCUUUAUUGUGCUCACUGCUAUUCAUUUCGGUGUCAUGGUGCUGAUGCUAGCCACAUGGGUUCCGAUACCCCCGGCUGCCUCAUUGCCGACUAGUGAUGGUGCUGCUCAGAGUGGUCGGAAGGUCGUGGGAGUGAGCGAAAUCCAUGAUCACAUCCGUGAUACUUUCAAUGAGAAUCUAUAA